UUUUUCUUCAACUUUCAUUAAAGAACUCUUUAUUAUUCUUUCCGAUUUCAUUGAAAAUCAAACCACCUUAAAUAUCGUUGGAUUAUCCUAAAUCAAGAGCGGUGAUCAAUCAUAUGGAAAUUCUUUUUCCUUUUGUAGAUCAGCCAGAUAAGCGGGUUGGCAAAUGAAAAAGAAAAGAUUAGGUGAGCCUAAGCCUUGGCAAUAUGGCUUGACAGAGUAGAAACAAAGACGGAAAACAAAUUCAUACUAUGAGUCUUUUUGGUCUUGGCAGCAGAAACCAGAAGACAUUUCGGCCCAAGAAGAAUGCUCCUUCAGGAAGUAAGGGUGUUCAACUUCAAAGGCAUAUUGAUGCUACUUUGGGUAGUGGGAACCUUAGGGAAGCUGUGCGAUUACCUCCUGGAGAAGAUAUCAACGAGUGGCUCGCUGUGAAUACCGUGGAUUUCUUCAAUCAAAUGAAUAUUUUAUAUGGCACUCUUACUGAAUUCUGCACGGCGGGAAACUGUCCAACGAUGACAGCAGGACCAAAAUACGAGUAUAGAUGGGCUGAUGGAGUUACCAUUAAGAAGCCAAUUGAGGUGUCUGCUCCAAAGUAUGUUGAAUAUCUAAUGGACUGGAUUGAGGCUCAGCUUGAUGAUGAGUUGAUUUUCCCUCAAAAGUUAGGGGCGCCAUUUCCUCCAAAUUUCCAAGAUGUUGUCAAGACAAUCUUUAAGCGAUUAUUCCGUGUAUACGCCCACAUCUAUCACUCACAUUUUCAGAAGAUUGUGAGCUUGAAGGAAGAAGCUCAUCUAAAUACUUGCUUCAAGCAUUUUGUUCUCUUUACAUGGGAAUUUCGCUUGAUAGACAAAGGGGAGCUUGCACCUCUAAACGACCUUGUUGAAUCUAUUCUGAAGCUAUAGUGCCUUGAGGAUCUCUUAUCAAUUUUUGUCUUUAGUUUGACUGUUUCGGAUAUAAAUUUUUCUCUGUCAACCCGUUAGACUUUUUGUGGAAUCAAAUGCUUCGUGUAAGCGUCCUUUCUCUCACUCUUUUGCUCGUAUGAUGAUUAAUUCUUGUGAAUCAAAGGAUAAAUAAUGUAUUGAACGCAUAAUUCAACAGAUUUUGUUACAGUUUCGAUAA
Messenger RNA from Populus euphratica (Euphrates poplar), 1113 nucleotides. RefSeq names its product MOB kinase activator-like 1. The transcript has 8 exons. The coding region runs from base 249 to 896 and encodes 215 amino acids. NCBI's taxonomy places the organism in Eukaryota, Viridiplantae, Streptophyta, Magnoliopsida, Malpighiales, Salicaceae. The record is from RefSeq and is a predicted model, not a curated record.